Messenger RNA from Acanthosepion pharaonis, 1119 nucleotides. The record is from the annotation of a GenBank genome assembly. NCBI's taxonomy places the organism in Eukaryota, Metazoa, Mollusca, Cephalopoda, Sepiida, Sepiidae.
AUGUACGUCUUUUUUUCUAUCUUCUUCUUUGAAUCAAAUCCGCCAAAGUCUUCUUUUUUUUUUCUUUCUUUCUUUCUUUCUUUCUUUCUUUCUUUCUUUCUUUCUUUCUUUCCAAGCGAUCCUAGCAAUUUAUCUCUAAAUCAGACGAUCCAUCUAUUUAACUUUUUCCUCUCUCAAGCCCUCGUUUUUCUUCCCGGCUUCCAUGAAUCUUCCUUCUUUAUCGACAUUGUUUUUCACCCAACUUCAUCCUGCCUACUUCUCCCCAGUUUAUUCUAUCAAUUUAUCGAUCAAUCAUUUCAAAGUUUCGAUCUCUCAAUCUUUCUAUCGUUCCUGUCCAAUGAAUGUAUCCGUUUAUGUUACCCCAUGCGGCUUUGCCAUCCAGCUCUUUCGUUCGUUCAUUCCCUUCUUCGUUCUUUUUCUUUCUUUUGUUCCUUCCUUUGUUCCUUCCUUCCUUCCUUCCUUUGUUCCUUCCUUCCUUCCUUCCUUUGUUCCUCGUCCUUCCUUCCUUCCUUCCUUCCUUCCUUCCUUCCUUCCUUCCUUCCUUCCUUCCUUCCUUCCUUCCUUUGUUCCUUCGUCCAUUCUCUGCUUUCUUUCUUUCUCCCUUAUAUUCAUUCCUUCCGUCGUUCGUUCCUUUUCUUCUUCAUUUGUUCAUGGUCCUUCCUUCCUUCCUUCCUUCCUUCCUUCCUUCCUUCCUUCCUUCCAUCCUUCCUUCCUCGCCUUUCUUUCUUUCUUUCUUUCUUUCUUUCUUUCUUUCUUUCUUUCUCGAUCUUACUUCUUUCGUUUAUUUUUUGUCUUUUCCUUCCUUCAUUUUUUCAUCGUCCCCCGUUCGUUCGUUCCCCGUUCGUUCGUUCCUUCGAUCCUUCCUCUUCCUUCCUUCCUUCCUUCCUUCCUUCCUUCCUUCCUUCCUUCGUUCUUUCUUUCCUUCCUUACUUCCUUCCUUCCUCGUCCUUCCUUCCUUCCGACCUCGUCAUUCCUUCCGUCUUCGUCUUUCCUUCCUUCCUCGACCGACCUUCCUUCCUUCCUUCCUUCCUUCCUUCCUUCCUUCCUUCCUUCCUUUCUUCUGUUGCAAUCAAUCAAAUUCAAGAGCGUGUUAAUUUUUUUUUCACUCAAUCAGCUUAG